Molecule: messenger RNA, 914 nt
Organism: Colletes gigas
Lineage: Eukaryota; Metazoa; Arthropoda; Insecta; Hymenoptera; Colletidae
Product: sperm-associated antigen 7 homolog
Exons: 6
Coding region: 206-904 (232 amino acids)
Molecular function (GO): nucleic acid binding
Source: RefSeq, a predicted model, not a curated record
UUUAUUUCUGAUAUUAACGUACUUAGGAAUACGUGCUCGCAUAAAUAUGCAUACAAUUAUAUUAAUGCAGUAUCAAUCUAAUUAACAAUAGAUAUUUUGAGUAAUCAACAAUUAUGCAAUUAUCUGUGAAUCAAUAUAUGUAAGAAAUCCUUCGAAGCUAUAAAGAACCUCAGUGGCAGUUGUAGGAAUAAUAUUAAGUAAAAUUAUGGAUUUACUGGGAUCUAUUUUAAAUUCAAUGGACAAGCCUCCUACAAUUAGUGAUAAGCAAAAAGCAUUAAUGAAAAAACAGAAAGAGGAGUAUCAGAAGCAUCAAGUAGCGGAAGCUGAAAUGUUAAAGGUUUUUCGAGAGAAGGUGGAAGGAAAGAUUAAUAAAUUCCUUCAGGAUGACGUUGCAAAGGAAUAUAAAUUCCCUCCAAUGGAUCAAAUCCAUAGAAGUAUAAUACAUGACGUUGCUGAAGUGGCAAAUGUAUGGGCAUAUUCCUUUGGCGAGGAAGGCAUCGAUCGGCAUAUCAUGAUUUUUAAGAGAGAAUAUGCCCCAUCGGAAGAUCAAUUAAACGUGUUACGCAGAGGUGAAGAAUGGAACGAAGAGAUAGCGAAGAGGCUAGUCGAAGAAAGGGAAAGACAAGCCAAAGAAGAAGUAGAAACUGCUAAAUCUAAGAAACGAAAAGAUAAUUUUGUACCAAAUAGUUAUUACAAGGAUAAGUAUCAACAUUUAAUUGGAAAGGAAGCUGCUCUAGAAGCAGCCAAAAAAACAGAAGCUAAUAGUAGUUAUGGCUGUGUUCCGAGUGAAAAUAAAAAGGACCAGAGAAGUAUAGAGCAGACAUUGGCGGAUAUACGCGCGAAAAAAAGAAAAUUAAAUGAAAGUACUAACACGUCGAAUUGUAAAGAUAAAAGUACAAAAUAGUGAGACACGU